GAGUCGAUGUGCCGAAUGGAUCAAAGAUGAGGAACGCAACUGCCUUCACCUUUUUUCAUUUGACAGGAUUGAGCCACAUGACGCAACGGCUUCGAGUGCUUCUUUUCGUAAUUACCUGGCUGUGUUACGCUGCCAUUUUGCUGGUCAAUCUUGUUCUUAUUGUUACUAUCAUACGAGAGAAAAAACUGCACGAACCCAUGUACUUGUUUUUAUGCAAUCUAUGUUUUAAUGGCCUUUAUGGGACUGUUGUCUUUUUCCCCAAAUUCCUUCACGAUCUGUUGUCGAAAAGUCACGUUAUAUCUUAUUUUGGCUGUCUGUUGCAAGUCUUUGUCAUCUAUUCUUACGCAGCGUCUGAAAUUGCCAUUUUGACAGUGAUGGCUUACGACCGCUACGUGGCCAUAUCUCGACCGCUGGAGUAUCACUCCAUUAUGACAAAAGGCAGGAUGGUGUUCUUGAUGCUUUACUCCAGAGUAACACCUUUGAUCUGCCAGGCCAUUGUGGUAAUCAUGAGCUCCAAAUUGGAACUUUGCGGUUCCCUCAUUGACAAAGUCUACUGCGAGAACUGGUCCCUCCUUCAACUGUCCUGCAAUCCUACAACAUCCAACAGUAUUGUCGGAUUUGGGAAUAUUGUAUUUUACUUUGUACACGACCUCUUCAUUCUGUGCUCCUAUGUGCAGCUGGUUAAAUUAGCUUCGAGGUCUAAAGAAGGGAAAAAGAAGUUCUUGCAGACGUGUGUGCCGCAUUUGCUGUGUUUGGUCAACAUUACCGUGGCUUUGCUCUUUGACCUCAUGUACGCUCGUUACGGCACCAGCUCCAUGCCUCGGAGUCUCAGGAAUUUCAUGGCCAUCCAAAUUCUCGUCAUUCCACCGUUACUCAAUCCGAUCAUUUACGGCUUGAAACUGUCCAAGCUUCGAAACAAAGUUUUGCAAUAUUUUAGAGGGAAGAAGAGCUUUGAAUAA
Messenger RNA from Syngnathus acus (greater pipefish), 959 nucleotides. RefSeq names its product olfactory receptor 142-like. Gene Ontology annotation, biological process: G protein-coupled receptor signaling pathway. Gene Ontology annotation, cellular component: membrane. NCBI's taxonomy places the organism in Eukaryota, Metazoa, Chordata, Actinopteri, Syngnathiformes, Syngnathidae. The record is from RefSeq and is a predicted model, not a curated record. Gene Ontology annotation, molecular function: olfactory receptor activity; G protein-coupled receptor activity. The transcript has a single exon. Bases 27 to 959 code for a protein of 310 amino acids.